AUGAUAUGGGCAGCAGCCUGCGCGGCUUUCUUUGGGUUUUUGAGAUCAGCCGAGUUCUGCUCCUCAGCCCUCCUCCUAUCAGACGUGGCAAUCGACAACCGGGAACAUCCCACGACGAUAUCACUGUUCAUCAAAUGCUCCAAAACAGAUCAGUUCCACCAAGGUACGAAUAUUUAUCUUUCAAAAACUGACACCGACCUCUGCCCAGUAACAGCAAUCAAAAAGUAUUUAACUUUGCGUCAGCAGCCAGAUGGCCCGCUGUUUAUCUCACAGCAAGGCGUCCCCCUUACCAGAGAGGUAUUCAUCACAAAGGUUCAAGGGGCGCUAAGCCGAGCCGGAGUGAACCCAGACUUCUACAAAAGUCACUCCUUUCGAAUCGGCGCAGCAACGACAGCAGCGGCUCAGGGCAUCAGCGAUUCCAUCAUUAAAACACUGGGUCGAUGGUCCAGUGACGCCUUUCAAGCUUACAUCAAGAUACCGAGACAAGAUUUUGCAGAGAUCACGAAAUCGCUCGUGACUGGUCGGAACACUUAA
Messenger RNA from Halichondria panicea, 534 nucleotides. RefSeq lists its product as uncharacterized. Gene Ontology annotation, molecular function: DNA binding. Bases 1 to 534 code for a protein of 177 amino acids. The record is from RefSeq and is a predicted model, not a curated record. The transcript has a single exon. Gene Ontology annotation, biological process: DNA integration; DNA recombination. NCBI's taxonomy places the organism in Eukaryota, Metazoa, Porifera, Demospongiae, Suberitida, Halichondriidae.